UACAGCAUUCAAACGCAGUGGACAAUCCAGAGUGAAGCUUAUAGGAAACAGAAGGCAUCAAUGGAAGAAAUGGAUGAAAUCUACGCCAACAUUGAUUAUGAGAAACCUGACAAUGAAAAGACACAGACCAUCCAGACAAGUCCUGGAAGCUCAUAUCAGAGAUUUUACAGACCUGUUGUUCUUCUUCUUGGACUGCUAAAUUUUCUCCUGCUGGCUGGGAUUGUUGGCCUCUGUGUCUACCAAGCCUCAGUUCAUCGUUCAUCUGCAGAGCUCUCUGCCACCAAAGCCAAUCUAACUGAGCAUCUCCAGGCCAAAGAUAACCAGCUGUCCUCACUGACUGAACAGAGGGAUCUUCUCAAUGUCAGCCUCACUGACAUGAGUAAAAAGCUGGAGAGACUUCAGAGUUUGUCCAAGCAGAAGAAAACUUGUCCUGCAAGAUGGAGGAUGUUCCAUUGUUCCUGUUAUUUCUUCUCAGCACGAAAAACCUCUUGGGACAGCAGCAGGCAAGACUGCAGGAACAGAGACGCAGAUCUUGUGGUCAUCGACAGUUCUGAGGAACAGGAAUUUCUCACUAACACCCUCAAGGGUUGGGCUUGGAUUGGUUUGACUGACAGAGACACUGAAGACACCUGGAAAUGGACCGAUGGCACUCAGCUGACUCUGAAAUACUGGGGGCGUGGGCAGCCUGAUUCUAAUGGAAGAAAUCCCCAAUGGGGUGAAGAGGACUGUGUUCAUAUCAUGAACGAUCGUGCAAAGGAGGCAAAUUGGAAUGAUAUGCGAUGUGAUCGGUCCAUGCUGUGGAUUUGUGAGAAAUAACCGAGCCUCAGUUCAUCGUUCAUCUGCAGCGCUCUCUGCCACCAAAGCCAAUCUAACCAAGCGUCUUUAGGCCAAAGAUCAGCAGCUGUCCUCACUGACUGAACAGAGGGACCUUCUGAAUGUCAGCCUCACUGACAUGAGGAAAGAUCUGGAGAGACUUCAGAGUUUGUCCAAACAGA
Cheilinus undulatus (humphead wrasse) is the source of this 995-nucleotide messenger RNA. RefSeq names its product CD209 antigen-like protein C. The record is from RefSeq and is a predicted model, not a curated record. NCBI's taxonomy places the organism in Eukaryota, Metazoa, Chordata, Actinopteri, Labriformes, Labridae. Bases 61 to 816 code for a protein of 251 amino acids. The transcript is spliced from 7 exons.